Dipodomys ordii (Ord's kangaroo rat) is the source of this 3301-nucleotide messenger RNA. Its product is annotated as dedicator of cytokinesis protein 2-like. NCBI's taxonomy places the organism in Eukaryota, Metazoa, Chordata, Mammalia, Rodentia, Heteromyidae. Gene Ontology annotation, biological process: cell migration; small GTPase-mediated signal transduction. The record is from RefSeq and is a predicted model, not a curated record. The transcript is spliced from 28 exons. Gene Ontology annotation, molecular function: guanyl-nucleotide exchange factor activity; small GTPase binding. Gene Ontology annotation, cellular component: plasma membrane; cytoplasm. The coding region runs from base 50 to 3301 and encodes 1083 amino acids.
CCCUGCCACCCCUGCCGGUUCCCCACGGGAGGACCAGGCCCGGGCAGCCAUGGCCCCCUGGCGCAGGACCGACAAGGAACUGCUCGGCGUGGCCAUCUCCAACUUCCAGGGCGGCCGGGCGCCGCAGCUCUCCCUGCAGAUCGGCGAUGUGGUGCGGAUACAGGAGACCUGCGGAGACUGGUUCCGGGGCUAUCUCCUAAAGCACAAACUGUCGCAGGGCAUCUUCCCCAGGUCCUUCAUCCACAUCAAGGAGGCCACGGUGGAGAGAGGGGGACACUCGGAGAGCGUGGCUCCCACGGAGACCCCGCUGGCUCAGGAGGUGGCGGCCACGCUGUGGGAGUGGGGCGGCAUCUGGAAGCAGCUCUACGUGUGCAGCCUCCUUCCCAGCCGGGCCGGGCCGGGCCGAGCACGCCUCCGGAUGAAUCUAGGAAAGCAGGAGGCAGCAGCAUGGAUCCUGGAGCUGGACCUGACCGUGAGGGAUGAGGACGGGAACACUCUGGACCCUGGCCGCACCAGCGUCAUCAGCCUCUUCCACGCACACCAGGAGGCCACGGAGAAGAUCACGGAGCGCAUCAGGGAGGAGAUGUCCCGGGACCAGGCCGACUACGGCGCGUGCUCCCGGCUCUCCUCCUCGCCCACCCACAGCCUCUAUGUGUUCGUGCGCAACUUUGUGUGCCGCAUCGGGGAGGACGCCGAGCUCUUCAUGUCGCUGUACGACCCCAGCAAGCAGGCCGUCAUAAGUGAGAACUACCUGGUGCGCUGGGGUAGCCACGGCUUCCCGAAGGAGAUCGAGAUGCUCAACAACCUGAAGGUGGUGUUCACGGAUCUGGGAAACAAAGACCUCAACAGGGAUAAGAUCUACUUGAUUUGCCAAAUAGUCCGGAUCGGGAAGAUGGAUCUCAAAGACACCAGUACGAAGAAGUGCACCCAGGGCCUGAGGCGGCCCUGCGGGGUGGCAGGCAUGGACAUCACCGACAUCAUCAAGGGGAAGGUGGAGAGUGACGAGGAGAAGCAGCACUUCAUCCCCUUCCACCCGGUCACAGCUGAGAAUGACUUCCUGCACAGCCUGCUGGGCAAAGUCACGGCCUCUAAAGGAGACAGCGGCGGGCAGGGCCUGUGGGUGACCAUGAAGAUGCUGGUGGGCGACCUCACGCAGAUCCGCAAGGACUACCCGCACCUGGUGGACAGGACCACCGUGGUGGCCCGGAAGCUGGGCUUUCCCGAGAUCAUCAUGCCAGGAGACGUGCGAAAUGACAUCUACAUCACGCUCCUACAAGGUGACUUCGACAAGUACAACAAGACCUCGCAGAGGAACGUGGAGGUGAUCGUGUGUGUGUGUUCCGAAGAUGGCAAGGCGCUGCCCAACGCCAUCUGCGUGGGCGCUGGGGACAAGCCGAUGAGCGAGUACCACUCCGUGGUGUACUACCAAGUCAAGCAGCCUCGCUGGAUGGAGACGGUCAAGGUAAGCGGCGGCGCCCGCGCCCUGCAUGCGUGGAGAGCUAAGGACAAAGGGGAGAAGAACUUCGCCAUGUCCUACGUGAAGCUGAUGAAGGCGGACGGAACGGCGCUGCAGGACGGCUGCCACGACCUGACGGUGCUCAAGGGGGACAGCAAGAAGAUGGAGGACGCCAGCGCGUACCUGACCCUGCCCUCCGCUCGGCACCACGCCGACAGCAAGGGGGCCACCUUGAGCCGGAGCUCCAGCAGCGUCGGGGGGCUGUCCGCCAGCUCCCGAGACAGCUUCUCCAUCUCCACCCUGGUGUGCUCCACCAAGCUCACGCAGAACGUGGGGCUGCUGGGACUGCUGAAGUGGCGCAUGAAGCCACAGCUGCUGCAGGAGAAUCUGGAGAAGCUGAAGAUCGUGGACGGCGAGGAGGUGGUGAAGUUUCUUCAGGACACGCUGGACGCGCUCUUCAACAUCAUGAUGGAGCACUCGCGUAGCGCUGAGUACGACAUCCUGGUCUUCGAUGCCCUGAUCUACAUCAUAGGACUCAUCGCUGACCGGAAGUUCCAGCACUUCAACACGGUUCUGGAGGCGUACAUCCAGCAGCACUUCAGCGCCACGCUGGCGUACAAGAAGCUGAUGACGGUGCUGAAGACUUACCUGGACACGUCCAGCCGGGGCGAGCAGUGUGAGCCCAUCCUGCGCACGCUGAAGGCGCUGGAGUAUGUGUUCAAGUUCAUCGUGCGCUCCAGGACGCUCUUCUCCCAGAGCAGAACGCUUAAAAACCCAGAUCCGCCCGGGCCGCAGCGCGGUGACCGUAGCGCGAUUGGCUUCCCGCCACGUUCACCUGGGAAAGAAAAGCAAUGGCGUCACCCGGCGUGCGCGGGAUCUGAGGCUCCGGGCUCUUCCACGCCACCCUUGGCCAUCACGUGUGGGCGGAGGGCGGGCGAGGAGAUCUCAGGGCACCUGGCGUUCACGGGGCCCAACCAGGCGGUGCUUGGCCCUCGAGCUGGUGUUGGUAUAGUGGGGCCUGGCCGGAAGGUUCCACAGCCCAAGGACUGUGCUGCAAUCACUACCCUCAAAGAGGACUGUGCUCCAAUCACUACCCUCGAAGAGGACUGUGCUCCAAUCACUACCCUCGAAGAGGACUGUGCUGCAAUCACUACCCUCGAAGAGGACUGUGCUGCAAUCUCUACCCUCGAAGAGGACUGUGCUCCAGUCACUACCCUUGAAGAGGACUGUGCUGUAAUCACUACCCUCGAAGAGGACUGUGUUGUAAUCACUAUCAUUGAAGAGGACUGUGCUGUGGCGGCUUUGAAAUACAUCCCGUCCGUCCUGCACGAUGUGGAGACGGUCUUCGAUGCGAAGUUGCUCAGCCAACUCCUGUACGAGUUCUACACCUGCAUUCCUCCCGUGAAGCUGCAGAAGCAGAAGGUGCAGUCCCUGAGCGAGGUCGUCCAGAGCAACCUGUUCAAGAAGCAAGAGUGCCGGGACAUCCUGCUUCCGGUCAUCACGAAGGAGCUGAAGGAGCUCCUGCAGCAGAGGGACGAGGGGCACCAGGCGCUGGAGAAGAAGCACUGCGUGGAGCUCCUGAACAGCCUCCUGGAGGUGCUGAGCGGCCAGGACCCGGCCUUCACCUACCACCACAUCCAAGAGAUCAUGGUGCAGCUGCUGCGCACGGUGAACCAGACGGUCAUCGCCAUGGGCCGAGACCACGCUCUGAUCUGUCACCCGAGUGGCUUGGGGGAGCAAUGGGUGGGGCGGGAGGCGGGUGUGAGCGCACUGGAGCCGGCCCGGGAGCGCGUGAGGCCGGAGGAUGGGCAGGAACGGGAGGAAAAGCCCAACAGCACCUCCUGA